Molecule: messenger RNA, 2086 nt
Organism: Corylus avellana
Lineage: Eukaryota; Viridiplantae; Streptophyta; Magnoliopsida; Fagales; Betulaceae
Product: Ubiquitin carboxyl-terminal hydrolase family protein
Molecular function (GO): RNA binding
Source: RefSeq, a predicted model, not a curated record
CAACGUCCCUAACCUCAGCAGAAGCAUCUCCUCCUAAGUCGUAGGGUCUCUCACUUGUGAAAGUAGUACCUUUCCUGUCCUUUCUCAGGGAGGGCUAAGACCCAAAGCUUGCACGAGUGAGACAUAUAGCUCAAUAUCUUCAGAUGGUAAGGAAAUCUGAAAGAAAAUCCGCAAUAUGCCUGCUGCAGAUGAAGCACCUAUUAUUAUCACCUAUGUAGCUAUAUUCCUUGAUCAGUUGUGCUUAUCAGUGAGAAUUUUGCUUCAACCUGCUCAAUAGCACAGCCCUUUUGAGGAACUAUUUUAUGUUACAAUCAGUUGGAAAGAAUGAGAUUCAUGGUAUUAUAUUAUCUAAUCUUUUGGCAAUGUUACCCUCCUUCAACAAGUUGUAGGCUUUAAAGCUUGUCGUUACUACAAGUUUGAAAAAUGGCACUGUCCCUGCCUUUCUCAUCCCAAAUGGAUUGCCCAAUCUCUUUCCUCAAUUCUAGUUUCCUCCCUAGGAAUCCUUCUUGGUUACAUGGUAACAUUAACCAACAUUACGAGAGCAGUAAGAACUUCAAAAAUUUGUCCAUUUCUAUUUCUUGUUCAUCUCGCAAAAUUGUUCAAAGCCCUUUGCUAGACAGGCAUAUUGUGAAGCAAAACAAGAUUCGGUUUGUUCAAAAGCUGAAAACACUGCUCCUUUCUAAACCAAAACACUAUAUGCUACUCCACAUUCUUUCAAAAUGUCGAUCCUACCUUUCCCUUUCAAAGCCUCGCUCACUCCUCUCUAUGAUUCAUCGUUAUCCUUUAAUUUUUGAAGUCUUCUCAGUCCCAAGACCACCCUUACCAUUCAAUGCUACAAAAUCAUAUUCUCAACUUUGCGUCCGUCUAACCCCAGCAGCAGCAGCCCUUGCCUCCCAGGAAUUAAAACUCAAAUCAGCAAUCUCAAUGACCUUGGCAGCUAAACUCCAGAAACUUCUCAUGCUUUCAUCUCACCGUCGGCUUCUUUUGUCAAAGUUGGUUCACCUUGCUCCAGAUCUUGGUCUCCCCCCUAAUUUCCGUUCCCGUCUCUGCAAUGACCACCCUGACAAAUUUAAAACUGUGGAUACUUCCUAUGGCCGUGCACUUGAGCUUGUAUCUUGGGAUCCACACUUGGCAAAUCCUCUACCCUCUCCUGAAGUUCAUUCACAUGAUAUGAUAGUAGACAGGCCUUUGAAAUUUAAACAGCUGAGACUUCGAAAGGGACUGAACUUGAAGAGACAUCACCAGGAUUUUCUGAUCAAGUUUGGGGAAAUGCCAGCUGUAUGCCCUUAUAAUACUUCUGCGGGGGUGUUAGCAAAAGAGUCCAUCGAAGAAGAGAAAAGAGCUUGUGCAGUGGUGAGAGAGGUGCUGGGGAUGAUGAUUGAAAAGAGGACUUUAAUUGACCACUUGACUCAUUUCAGGAAGGAGUUUGGGCUACCCAACAAGCUGAGGGGAAUGUUUGUGAGGCACCCAGAGUUAUUCUACGUGAGUUUGAAAGGGCAGAGGGACUCUGUGUUUUUGGUGGAGGGGUAUGAUGAGAAAGGAGCCCUAUUGGAGAAGGACGAGACUUCGGUUAUAAAAGACCAGUUGAUGGCGUUGGUUAGGGAAGGGAACAAGAUGAGAAGAGAGAGAAGAAGGGCUAUGAUAUAUAGCUAUGCCACUGGUGACUCUAAUGAUGGUGAUGAUGAUGAUGAUUACGAGGUUGAUCACAAUAAUGAUGAUCAUGAUGAUGGUUUGGAUGAUUUGUUCGAUUAUGAAGAUUCAGAUUUGGACUGUGUCGUCGUGGUCGGUGAUGAUGAGAGCAGCGAAUCAUUAGGUCACAUGGAGAGUGGGGCGUUUUGGACUGCAGAUUCUGCUUCUCUUCUUAAUGAUGUAGAUGGAGCAAAUAUGGAACCUUGGUAAUCAUGAAUAUUGUUGAUGAAACAACGUACAUAUCUUAUGGAAAAUAGUAAAAGUAAGAAAUAAAUUUUUUUAGUGUUAUGAUAUCGUGAUGCAAAGGUAGCAAUUGUAACAUAAAUUCAUACACUAUUGCUUGUUGCAUUUAGAUUUACUAGAAACAAUCUUAUACUACUUGAGCCAUAUUGGUCUA